UCCAUCCCUGGUUUGUAAGUCUAUUUUGUUUAUUUGGUUUACUGCCGAUUCAAAAAUGUCCCAACAAAUUCGUGUUUUACAAUGCAUGCAAUGCAAAAUGUAUCAAGUGGACUUGGUAAAAAAGGCGAAGAAAUGGGAAUGCAAAAUUUGCCGCCAAAAGCAGGACAUGAUCAAGGAGUUUUUCCGGGGAUCAGGACCAGAAUGCCGGGCAAAGGUUCAACAACUAAACUUGGAGCGUGGAAUGAUGGAGGAAGAACUGGAGGAGAAUUUAUUUAUUUCAGCCCAGCAACAGUUGGAGCAGAAGGAAAACAGCCCCACAAAACAGGAAAACACUUCGCCUCAGAAGACAACAAAUAAGUGGGCCAACUAUGUGGAUGAGAGUACAAACAAAUCUUCUACAGGACCACUGAAAAUCGAAGCUGCAAAGCAAGAACUCACCGAGAAAAUGUUUAAUAAUUCUAGGAGCAAAGUAUCGAGACCCUUAAAACGUCCUGCAGAAAGUAUGCCACCAGACAAGAAAAGCUGCUCGAAGUGGAACAACUUCGUAUAAGCAUUGCUCAGAAUUUAUAUUUUAAGUCCCAUAAAAAUACAUAUAUUAGAAAUAACAUUGGUCCUCAAAAAAUAACCAAUUUUGAUGAUUAUAGUUGUUCAUUACGUUUUAUUAAAAUCCGUUUCAUUCUUGUA
Molecule: messenger RNA, 684 nt
Organism: Drosophila rhopaloa
Lineage: Eukaryota; Metazoa; Arthropoda; Insecta; Diptera; Drosophilidae
Product: MRN complex-interacting protein
Exons: 2
Coding region: 56-550 (164 amino acids)
Biological process (GO): mitotic G2 DNA damage checkpoint signaling
Cellular component (GO): nucleus
Molecular function (GO): chromatin binding
Source: RefSeq, a predicted model, not a curated record